CCCUCCCCAUUUUAUCAUCAGCCGUCUUCUCAGAAUCUCUCUCUCUCUUUCUCUCUCUUCUUUCUCUCUCUCUCUCUCCUCUGAAAUCUGGUUUCUAGGAUCAGAUAGAGAUAUACCUACACCUACACACACGCACUCGCGAGAAAAAUUUCGAACUCGGAGUGAGGGAGAGAGAGAGAGAAAAUGAACGGCGGAGAUUUGAAUCAGCAGCAACAACAACAGCAACAACAACAGCAGCAGCAGAUUCAGCACCAGCAAUGGUUGGCGAUGCAGCAGUACCAGCAGCAGUGGCUGGCUAUGCAGCAGCAGCAGCAGAUGAUGUACAACCAGCAUUACGUGCCGUACUACCACCAGCAGCAGCCGCAAGUUCAGCCGCCGAAGCAGAAUAGUCAGAUUCAGAACUCCGGCGAAGAUAACAAGACGAUCUGGAUCGGAGAUCUACAGCAGUGGAUGGACGAAGGCUAUCUCCAAACUUGUUUUUCCCCAUCCGGAGAGGUCCAUUCUGUUAAGAUAAUCCGCAAUAAACAUACUGGUCAAUCAGAGCGAUAUGGAUUCAUUGAGUUCGUUUCUCAUUCAGUAGCGGAGAAAGCUCUGCAGAGCUACAAUGGCACCGCGAUGCCCAAUUCAGAUCAAUUCUUCCGCUUAAACUGGGCAGCCUUUAGCGCCGGUGAUAGGCGCCCUGAAUCUGGUUCUGAUUUGUCGGUUUUUGUUGGAGAUUUAGCUACUGAUGUUACUGAUGAUCUCUUACAUGAUACCUUCGCUAGUAGGUACCCAUCUGUCAAAGGGGCAAAAGUGGUAAUUGAUCCCAACAAUGGCCGCUCGAAAGGUUAUGGAUUUGUCAGGUUUGGUGAUGAAAAUGAGAAGUCUAGAGCCAUGACUGAGAUGAAUGGUGUGUACUGCUCUAGUAGGCCUAUGCGAAUAGGUGUUGCCACCCCUAAAAGACCUUCACCACAGCAAUAUUCUUCACAAGGUCAGUCAGAGAACGAUUCAUCUAACACAACAAUAUUUGUGGGAGGGCUUGACUCUGAUGUCACUGAUGAAGAUCUCAGAGAGUCUUUCAUUCCAUUUGGCGAGGUUGUCUCUGUCAAAAUACCAUCUGGAAAGGGAUGUGGGUUUGUACAAUUUGCAAACAGAAACAGUGCGGAGGAUGCAAUCCAAAGAUUAAACGGGGCAGUUAUUGGCAAGCAGACCGUUCGUCUUUCUUGGGGUCGAAGUCUGGGUAACAGACAGUGGAAUGGGAAUUAUAACGGAAGGCAAGGUUACGGUGGAUACGGAAACGCUGGUGCAGCGGCUUAUGGCGCGUCUUCAAACGGUUAUGGCAACCAUGAGCAGUAGUUGCGGUAAGUUAAAUCUCCAAAGCUCUAUGUGUUGAGCUUUAAUUACUAUUAGUGACUUGAAAUGAAACUUUAAAUUCUGUAGUCUGUGACAUGAUCAGUAUUGUAGCUGGAUUGAUUAUCACUUUAGACGAGACUUUUUUUAAUUUCUUUUUUUUUUUCUUUUUUUUUUAAUGGGAUUAAGAUUCGAAAUUUUGACUUUGAAGAGCUUGCGUGAUUUUUUUUCAAUUCUUGCUAA
This is a messenger RNA of Erythranthe guttata (spotted monkey flower), 1572 nucleotides long. Its product is annotated as polyadenylate-binding protein RBP47. Gene Ontology annotation, cellular component: cytosol. The record is from RefSeq and is a predicted model, not a curated record. Lineage: Eukaryota; Viridiplantae; Streptophyta; Magnoliopsida; Lamiales; Phrymaceae. Gene Ontology annotation, molecular function: mRNA binding.